AUGAAGAUGACCGGGAGUUUGAAUAUCCUCACUUUGAUGGUAGUCGUAGUUUCUCUACUUUCUCUAGCCGCUGGAAACUCUACUGUUGUGGUGACUCACGAAAACUUUCAAGGACUUAUCAAUACCAAUGAGUUGGUGUUGCUCAGUUUUUAUACGGAUUGGUGCCGUUUUAGUAAGAUUUUGGAACCUAUUUUCGAGGAGGCGGCGGCGAAGAUUCAUCAGAAAUUCCCAGAAAACGGCCGUGUGAUUCUGGGGAAAGUAAACUGCGAUAAGGAAGAAAUGCUGGCCGAUCAGUUUGACAUAAUUAAGUAUCCGACGCUAAAGAUCAUCAGAAAUGGAUUGAUAAGCAAUCAGGAGUACCGUGGCCAGAGAUCUGUGGAAGCCUUUGUCCAGUUUGUGGAAAAUGAGAUGGCGGAUCCAAUCAAGGAGUUCCACAGCAUCGAAGAGCUCAAGAAUGUCGAAGUGGGCGAUGGCACAGUAAUUGGUUAUUAUAUUUCCAAGGAUCACGUCGAAUAUGAUACGUAUCGCAGGGUAGCGAGCCUGAUGCGCAACGAAUGUAGGUUCCUUGUGGGAUUCGGUGAUUUGACUAAGGAUCUCAGACCACCCGUAAAGAACGCCCUGAUCUUCCGUGGUGAUCCCCCGGUUCCAAAUCCCAAGAUAUCGUAUAGUGAGUACCUAGGGAACAUGACCAGCUUUACAAAUCUAACUUCGUGGAUUGAUAAGAAGUGUAUAGCGCUGGUGCGAGAAGUCACAUUCGAUAAUGCCGAAGAGCUUUCCGAGGAGGGAUUGCCUUUCGUGUUGCUUUUUUACAACAAGAACGAUCUGGGUCCCAUCCAGGAAUUCAAGAAGGCAAUUCAUAGCCAGCUGGAGAAUGAAACGAGGGUUAAUUUCCUGACCGCAGAAGGAAAACUCUUCAAGCACCCACUCUACCAUAUGGGCAAGUCCCUGGAAGAUCUCCCAGUAAUCGCCAUCGAUUCAUUUAUGCACAUGUAUGUGUUUCCACGAUUCGAGGAUAUUCAUCAGCCCGGUAUUCUUCAAAAGUUCAUUGAUGACCUAUUUAACGGCGCACUCCACUUUAAUUACCACUUGGCCCUCGAGGCUCACGAAAAAUCCGAGUCCACGAUCGACCCCUCUCAAUUCCCGCCGGUCGCCCAUGAAUCCAAGUUUAAGGAGCUGAGGCCCUCCAAGCACCGCUACACUUUGGUCAACCGUACUAGGGACGAGUUGUAAGACCAGCUAAUAAUAUUA
Messenger RNA from Drosophila takahashii, 1248 nucleotides. RefSeq names its product endoplasmic reticulum resident protein 44. NCBI's taxonomy places the organism in Eukaryota, Metazoa, Arthropoda, Insecta, Diptera, Drosophilidae. The record is from RefSeq and is a predicted model, not a curated record. Gene Ontology annotation, biological process: protein folding. Gene Ontology annotation, molecular function: protein disulfide isomerase activity. Gene Ontology annotation, cellular component: endoplasmic reticulum-Golgi intermediate compartment; endoplasmic reticulum membrane.